CGCGCAAACUUGGCACAUUUUCUGGCAGGAGUCGAGUUGAGUGAGUUCGUGUUUCAGUGAUAGCAGUGAAAAAUCUCCUAAAAAAGCAUUAAAGAUGGCACCACCAGCAUAUUCGGAUUUGGGCAAACAGGCUCGCGAUAUAUUCAACAAAGGCUACCACUUUGGUCUGUGGAAGCUCGAUGUGAAGACCAAGACGAAUUCUGGCGUUGAAUUCAACACCAGUGGAAAUUCCAAUCAGGAUUCUGGCAAGGUUUUUGCCUCGCUGGAAACCAAGUACAAGCUGAAGGAGUAUGGUUUGACGUUCACGGAGAACUGGAACACGGACAAUACGCUCCUCACUGAAGUUACGCUGCAGGAUAAGUUGCUGGAGGGGCUGAAGCUCACUCUCGAUUGCUCCUUUGCGCCUCAGUCUGGUAACAAAACGGCACGUGUGAAGGCUGCCUAUUGUCAUGAUUAUGUUCACUUGAAUUCGGAUGUGAAUGUUGACUUGGCCGGACCUUUGGUCAAUGCAGCCGCUGUUUUCGGUUACCAAGGAUGGCUGGCCGGCUAUCAGACCAGCUUUGAUACGCAGAAGAGCCGAGUAACUGCCAACAACUUUGCUCUGGCGUACUCCACUGGGGACUUUGUCAUCCACACGAAUGUCAACGAUGGUCAGGAGUUUGGCGGAACUGUUUACCAGAAGGUGAAUGAUCGUCUGGACGCUGCUGUCCAGUUGUCCUGGAGCUCUGGAUCCAAUGCCACGAAAUUCGGCAUUGGUGCCAAGUACAACUUGGACAAUGAUGCUGCCGUGAGGGCGAAGGUGAACAACUCCAGCCAGAUUGGCUUGGGCUACCAACAGAAAUUGCGCGAUGGUAUCACACUCACCCUUUCCACCCUGAUCGAUGGCAAGAAUUUCAAUGCUGGUGGCCACAAAGUUGGUGUUGCCCUCGAAUUGGAGGCCUAAAUUCUGCAAGCCUCCUGUGUAUCAAUCACAAGACAGAGAGAAAGAUCAUAAGUUAAACAACAACAACAAAAAAAAUACACCUUCAGGAGAUGGAACUAAAAGAGUGGGCAAAAAAAACAAUGUUGUCUACAAGAAAAAAUCAGAAAAAUAAAAAAAAUGGUAGAAAAGUAAAUUAAAAGUUUCAGCUUAAAAAAAAAACAAGAAUGAGCAAAAAAAUCAGCAAAUUGCAGAAUUUUAGUUUAAAACUCAAUUAAAAAAAAACAAAAACAAUUGUAGUUUAUGCAUAAAGAAUACAAUUUGAUUGAGAAAAAAAAAGAAACAAUCCUAAUUUUGCUGCCAAGAGCUUUUCACGGUGAAAAAGACAGAGACGAGAGAUUUCAACACACAAAAAAACAGACACUGCAAAAGAAAAACAAAUUAUUUUUGAGAAGGGAAAAGAUGCGUCAAAUGGGCGUAUUUUAUUUUUAAAACACUUCCUCUCUGAAUGUUCUUAAGAUGCGCACGCGUGCGCCCAAGAAUAUCCAACAUAAGUUGCUUUUUCCUUUUUAUUCCUACAAUUUACACACGCAAAAAAACAACUUUCUCUGUGGAUUUGAAAGUGUUCAAGAAAUUCAUGCGGAAAAUCUUUUAAAGUGUUUCCAGGUUAUUCGUAAAACAAAAACAAAAAAAAGUAUGGAAAGAAUUAUUAGACAUGUUAAAAAUAUUUCAAGAAUGAUAUAAAAAAAAAAAACAAUUUGAAAAUCCUGAAAUUUAGAUGGAAAGAGAAAUAAAGAUGAUAAACAUU
Molecule: messenger RNA, 1727 nt
Organism: Phlebotomus papatasi
Lineage: Eukaryota; Metazoa; Arthropoda; Insecta; Diptera; Psychodidae
Product: voltage-dependent anion-selective channel-like
Exons: 4
Coding region: 95-943 (282 amino acids)
Biological process (GO): monoatomic anion transmembrane transport
Cellular component (GO): mitochondrial outer membrane
Molecular function (GO): voltage-gated monoatomic anion channel activity
Source: RefSeq, a predicted model, not a curated record